Hippoglossus stenolepis (Pacific halibut) is the source of this 1242-nucleotide messenger RNA. It is a transcript of the gene msrb2, whose product is annotated as methionine sulfoxide reductase B2. NCBI's taxonomy places the organism in Eukaryota, Metazoa, Chordata, Actinopteri, Pleuronectiformes, Pleuronectidae. The transcript is spliced from 5 exons. Gene Ontology annotation, cellular component: cytoplasm. Gene Ontology annotation, biological process: response to oxidative stress; protein repair. The record is from RefSeq and is a predicted model, not a curated record. Bases 86 to 646 code for a protein of 186 amino acids. Gene Ontology annotation, molecular function: peptide-methionine (R)-S-oxide reductase activity.
GUGCGCUCGUCUCUCGCUGGAUUCACUGGAUCUUGACUUUAGACUCACACUUUAGACUCACACUGCAGGAGCAGGAGCAGUGAUCAUGUCCCGAUUCGUCGCUCGUCUCUUCGUUGCUGCAGCCAGAUCCGUGGUGGCACCGAGGAGGAUCCCGGUGCUCAUCAUCCGCCCUGUGUCCACAUGUCACGGUCUGCACUCCCUCACCCGUUACGAUGAGACCACUGACUGGCAGAAGAAACUCACCCCAGAGCAAUAUGUGGUCACCAGAGAGAAAGAGACGGAGGUGCCCUUUAGUGGGAUCUACCUGAACCAUUAUGAAGUGGGAAUGUACCACUGUGUCUGCUGUGAAUCUCCGCUCUUCAGUUCAGAGGCUAAGUAUGACUCGGGGACAGGCUGGCCGGCAUUCAAAGAGGCUCACGGCACAUGGGAGCGGGAUGAAAGCCAUGCCUCCAUCUUUCGUCGCCCUGACAACAGCCUGGGCAGUGCUGGGACAGAGGUCCUUUGUAAAAACUGUGAUGCCCAUCUGGGACACGUGUUUGAUGACGGCCCGGACCCAACAGGUCAGCGGUUCUGCAUCAACAGUGAGGCCCUGACGUUUAAACCCAGAGGAAACCACAUUUGUGGGGAAAACUGCAUGAACCACUGAAAACACACCUCCAUAUGUUUCAUCGUCAGUCGAGGGAAAAUCAAAGCCCAGAGUUUUCAGAGAGACGUGAUUUCAGGGUUUGGACCAUUGCAGGUCAGGAGGUGAACAUUUAAUUCUUAGCUUUUGGUAUAAAUAAAAUUCCUGGGGUUUUUUAAACUGAAAAAAUCUAUUUUCAGAAAAAACUGUGUUAUAUGAACUCCAGAAGACUAUAAAUUUGCUAAAUAUAUUUUUUAUUACAUGAAAAUCAACACUGAAACAGUCACUUCAAUCCAAAAUAGAAAAAAAGAAAACAGAGUUCACACCUAUUCUUUUUUGUUUUCUAAUUUUGUGUGUAAAUCAUAAACUUGACAUGUUAGUGUGGGACAAAUAGGCCAAUCUAUUGAUGUAAAAAAUGUCAGCUUAAUUAUAAACUUUUGAUUUGUCUGAAAAAGGUCAAAAUACACAAGAGGACCUCUUUUUCUGUAGAGAUUGCAAAACACGGAAAGUUCCGAUAUUGCUGCUUUUGUGCCACAUGUACAAAUCCAAAUGUGUUGUGUGUUUUAAUAAUCGAGUUGACCCGACGGAUAAUUUGUCAAUAAAUGUUCUUUGAAUCUGUG